UAAAAAACACAGGAGAGAUAUCUUAACAAGUGCGAAGUCAGAAGUUGACAGGGACAUAUCUAUAUGGAAAGUAAAUAACAAACUCAUAAAUCGGAGAAGAUGGCAGGCAAUCCUGAUGACAAUGAGCCCUUUGAGGUCCUUGACUUAGAAGCGAUUCGUAGAGGCAAUAACUGGAUACAGAAAGUGUUUGGAGACAUUUCAAAACAAUCUGCAGCGAAGCAAGUUGCUAUUGGAGGAGCUACGGGAUGGAUAUCUGGAUAUCUGUUUGUGAAAGUUGGAAAAAUAGCUGCUGCCACUCUUGGAACAACGAUAAUACUUGUACAGAUUGCACAAUAUAAAGGUUAUAUACAGAUAAAUUGGAAGAAAGUCCAGAAGGAAAUGAAUCUUGCCAAAAACCAAAUGUCCAAGGAAAUAUCUAAGAAAUACCCUCACUACUCCCAAAACAUUCAGAAUUUCUUCCGACAGAAUAUUUUCCUGGGUACUGGAUUUGCUGGUGGCUUCUUGAUAGGACUGGCCUUUUGAGACUCUAGGUCUCUGUAGGAUCUGUUUGUAUGAUAGAUUGAAAUGUUACUGAGAUUGAGUCUGACAUACUGCUUGUUUCUGACAUUUUACUUCCCUAAUGUUAAUGUAUAAAUGUAAGUGUGUUGGAUCUGAAGCUGAAUACAUGGGGACCUGUUACAGUGGUGACAGUUUAGCAGAUAUUCUGAAGGAUUUUAUUUUCUGCAUAAAGUUAAAAAUUUCUGAAAAUUUUUUUUUUUUUCAGAUUUAACAUGACUACAAUUUAGUAUAGUUAUUGUUUUAACAUAUCAAAUUUUGUAGCAUUUAACUUCAUGAUAUUGUGACGAUUAAAGCCAAAAUUUUAUGUUUGCCGUCCUUUCAGUGUAUUAUCUUUAAAGGAAAAAUUUUCUAUGGAAUUAACAAGCUAGUAGAAUUUGUUUUCAAUAUUUUUCCAGAAAACAAUUCUGAAAUAUGAGAAUCUUUAGAAUAAUCUGUAUGUUUUUAAUUUUGACUUAGGGUAUUGUAAAUUGAUGAACAGAUUUUGCAAGAAUAACCAGUCAUUAACUGUAUCUUGAUGUGUUGCUUAACAUGUACAUACAUGGUAACUCUGUUUUAUAAAUACUGUUUAUAUUGACUAGUCUGUUUUAUGCUCAUUUACAUCUAGUAAACUCUUAAAUUGAUUUGUUUGGAUUGAAAGUACUGCCAUUAUUUUGUAUUAACAGUUUGUACUUAACAGGCAAAAGAAAAUAUACAUGUACAGUAUACCCACUUAUCACAGAAAGACACUUCUCAAAACGAUGAAAUCACUUGCUCCUUUGUAUUAGCAAAAAAUACUCAAAAUUACUGACUUCACAUGUCGUCAUCAUGUUUAAAAUCCUCAAAGGCAAAAGAACCCAAAAUGAAAUGUCACUUAAAUUUACUUUAAUUUUUUUUUAGAUCAAAACUCAUUUUUCUGAACUAGGACUCAUUAUAUGAUUGCAAUGCAAACUUAUCUUCUUUAAUGUGAGGAAAGACUUUUGGACUUAAAUGGACUUAAAUGUGAGGAAGAACUAUGGGAAAGUAUCUCAUUGUGAUCAAUUCUUCAUGAGACAACUGAAUAGUUGCCAUAUUUUCCAGCAAUAAGCCAUGCAUGGUGUUAUGUACACAUACACAAAAAAUCUCAUGUUUGAAGCUUCAUAAUAUUAUUAACAUUUCAGUUUUCUUUAACAAGCUCUACUUUUUUCUGUAAUAAGCUCAACUUUUUUCUCUAAGCUCUACUUUGAAUUAAGUAUGAUGUAUUUUACCAUUAUACUCUGCUACUUCCACUUGCAGACAGAAAUAUGUGUAAUUCUGUAACAGUCACAUACAGGCAAAUGAAAAAAAUUUAAAAAAAAGUAUGUAUCUGACGUUUCAUAAAACAGACCUCUCUCUUUCAGCAGAUUAAAACUACCAGACUCUUAGUUCUAUAAUUGAACACAAUUCACAAAUCUAAUGGAAAUCUGUACAUUGGGCUCUAUUUUUUUUCUUCAUUUGUCUGUAAAACCAAUGCAAUCAUGGCUGGCCCUGGGUUUACUACAGAAUGCAAUUUUACUUGACAUGUGCCACAUUAGUGAUUUAAAUGUGAUUCAAAAGUUCAGUUGCAGGAUAUGAUACGGUUUUUCCUCCUAACCCUGGCUGUACAAGCCAGAUGUCACAUGGGAAACAACAGUUUUUACCCAUUUUGGGUGUGGAUUGUGUUCUUAUUUUUUGUGUUUGAUUCAGGAAUAAGAAUUUCAUGUUAGUAGUGAAGUAAAUGUUUUUAUAUAUCUAAGGAGCAUGUAGUACAAGUGAAAAACACCUCUUAUGAACAAUAUUCAACCCAGAAGAUUCUGUUUUCAGACUAACGUGGAUCAAUGUUUUCAUGUCAACAUAUAUGUUUUGUUUGUGUACAAAUGUAAGGCGACAAUGUGAUGACUAUUAAUACCAGAAAUAAAUCGAAGAGGCCAGUCGGUCUUAAAAGUCA
Molecule: messenger RNA, 2479 nt
Organism: Ylistrum balloti
Lineage: Eukaryota; Metazoa; Mollusca; Bivalvia; Pectinida; Pectinidae
Product: FUN14 domain-containing protein 1-like
Exons: 5
Coding region: 100-522 (140 amino acids)
Biological process (GO): autophagy of mitochondrion
Cellular component (GO): mitochondrial outer membrane
Source: RefSeq, a predicted model, not a curated record